Molecule: messenger RNA, 1194 nt
Organism: Ambispora leptoticha
Lineage: Eukaryota; Fungi; Glomeromycota; Glomeromycetes; Archaeosporales; Ambisporaceae
Source: the annotation of a GenBank genome assembly
AUGUCAGAAAAAUCAGAAAUACAGCUUGAAUCAACGAAUUACGAGCCGGUUACUGAAGUUAACAUAAUUUUGACUUCUUUGCAACAGAAUGAAGAAAAUAUUGAACUCCAUAAAAUGAACGGCCAAGAAAAUUUGAGAUCUCCAGAAUUGAAAAAAGAAAAUUCUAGCCUUCGGAUGAUUGUGCUGCUGGAACUAUAUAAACGAUAUUUCAAUGCGUUACAAAUAUCUAUUGUGUUUACAUUAUACGAAUUUUUUGGAGUCAUUACAAACCUUACUGGCAAUAUUAUGGAAUCACGUCUAGGUAUUCAAGCCCUUCUUGUUUCUGGUUAUUUUAUUCAUACUGUUGGAAUUGCAAUGCUAUGCGGCCUACAAAGAUACUGGAACUCAUGGAAUUCAUCAAUAAUCAUAAUAUAUGCUACUAUUGCUCAAGGAUAUAGUAGAAUAGCCAAAGAUUUGGUCAAAUUAGGUUGUAAAUCUGUAAUAAAAUUAGCGACAAAAGAUGACAACCCUCAACAGUCAAUAAUAUUCAAAUUGGUAACUUGGAUCGUAAAUGCAAAAAAUUCUGUAAAAGGUGUUGGAGUCUUUUUGGGUGCAUUUUUAUUACAAUAUAUGGAUUAUAUUCCUGCAUUGUUCAUACUAGUGGCUAUAAAUUUGAUGAUUAUUAUUUUCGCAUUGAUUUAUUUCGAUCAUGAUUUGGCCGUUAGCGAAUCGAAGAAACAGAUGACAUUUAAAGAAAUUUUUGAUAAGGGAAGAGAUGUAAAUAUCUUAUCAAUGGCCAGAAUGUUUUUGUCUGGUUCACGCGAUCUCUGGUUUGUGGUACCUUUACCACUUUAUCUAAUAGGACAAGUUGGAUGGCCAUAUUUUAGCACUGGUGCACUCCUUGCCAGUUGGAUAAUACUUUCUGAAAUGAUACAAUUCAUCACCCCUUACCUGAUUCUAAAACCACUUCAAAUAUAUCCUGUAAAAAAUGGACCAUAUUGUCAUAGAGAUAAGGUCGCCAUGGAUGUCGGACUUUAUUAUAUGGCAAAUGUUUUUGGAAGAUUGGUUGGAUUAAUUUUGGGUGGUGUAUUAUAUUAUUAUAUUGAAUUGGGUGCUUGCUUGUGGGCAUCUGUGGGAGCAUUAAUCAUCUGUACAAUUGUUUCCUUUUUCCUUGGUCCUGUUUCUGAAUAUCAGGGCGAACAAACAAAGUCUUAA